AGCCUGUCGGAAUUGAGCUUAAGUGCUCCAAGGAUACAUUUCCGGUUUUCCCCGUGAUCUGCGAGUGUGAGCAGUUAGCGGGUUGUUCAAAUGAACGCUUUAGCGCUUCAGAAACAAGUUUCAAGCAUUAAGCUGCUCCAUCUGCCAGUUCGAAGUUAUUCUUCUUCGAAGUUCAGAAACAGCUUCUCGGCUCGCUCUAACUAAGAUGUUUUCAAAUGGAUUCUGGGCAGCAUUCAGGCAUUCGGGAACAAGUCAGGUGUCUGUAGGCUGUGGGCCUGCUGACAGUAACAAUGAUGAGUAUGGUGGAAUGGAAACGGUGCCCUUUUCAUCGCCAAGGCUUACUCACUGGUUGCAGCAGAGCAUCACAGAAACUGUUGCAGAAGAGCAGAAACUGGAAGAAGAUUUCGCACUGUGCAGAAAGCUGCUUGGGCCGUGGAAAUUAAAGUUUCCAGAAAAUCCACCAGAAGAUCCUUCUGGUAGUAUUGCACAAGGUGGUGGUCCAGCACCCUGUGAACUUCAGGAGCUAGAGAUUUUGAACAAAGCUUUGGAAAAAGCUUUAAAAGUCAGGAGUGCAGCCCAAGGGAACAAGGAUGAUGUGCUGCAGAAGAAAAUUAAGGGCACAGCUGAUAGUACAGAGCCAUGUUCCAGUUCUUCCCAUUGUGUACCUACUUGUCAUAAGAUUGUAAAAUCUAUUACAGAACCACCACUAUCCAGAGAAAGGCAAAGGAAACUGGUAGCAAGUAAAUGUGACACUCUUAAAAAGCAGCCUCAAUCCUUGCUAAAUCCUCCAUAUAGAACUGACCCUGUUGCUAGAAAAAUUAAUUGUACAGCAACUGUCAGCUGGUCAGCAAACGGCACACGAGGAGCUGAGAAAAGUAAUGCAAUGGUUGGUGUGUCACAUCAUCCUAGAAUUUCAGUUUCUGCAAGCAGGUCUGUACUGAAACCUCAGCAGAGAUCUAGGACAGGUAAACAGACGGAUGUCACACAGCCAGUGCCUCCAGGCCCUUCUGUGCUGUUGUUGUCAUCAGAAGGAGCAGAGGAUCAGACUGAACAUUUCUGUAGUGAGCAACAGUGUUCUUAUAGCUGCUUCUCUCUUAACUGCAAGCAAGCCAAUCUUGUGAAAAAUGGAGAUGCAGUACAUGAUAGUGGCAAACCUGAGAAGCAGUCCAGCAUUUUCACACUUCAGGAAGAUGGCACAUCACUAAGACUUCCUCCAGCUUACAGAAGAGAAUAUAUUAAAAAUAUGAGUUUGUGGGAAAAGGUACAGCUUUGCCAGAAGAAUGCUGCUUCAGAGGCUCUUUGCUUUAUAGAAAGACUUCAGUCAACUUUCCAGCCAGGCCUCCCAGCACACAGCCCUAUGGAAGCAGAAAUGCAGAUUGACCAGAUUCAUUCUCUUUACUCAUCUGUGAAACAGAGUUUGGGAAAGAUCUCCUUGUCUUAUGCAGAUUCAUUGCCUUGGGAUAAGGAAUAUGAGAGAGUUUUAAUACUAGAGAACUACUAUUCCUUUGUGUCGUAUCUCCUCCAGCAACUUCAUAAACUCAAAAAUGUUGCUGACUUCUCUGUAAAAGUGUGUCCCAGUGACUCCAUUAGGAAAGUUUCGCAGAAAUGCAGAAAACACAAUGGACUUGUUCCAGAACUACUGCUGUACUCUACUUCUCAGGAGCUACGAGAGAUUGCUGCAUUGAAUCAAAAUAUUCAGAUUCUGGAGCAGAAGGUUGAGUUGCAGAAGGCCUUGACUGACGAACUGCUCCCGUAUUUUCAAACUGGCUUACCACAUGUGACAGAUUUGCCUGUUUUUUAUCGGGCCAUUUAUUCUCUGCUUUGUGAAAGAGGAAGACACUUUCCUGUCUUGAUCAUUGAUGACAUUCCAGAAUGAGCUACUUAUGAUGAAGGACAUUUUUUUUUACUUCACAGUAACUUCUGCACAGAGAACUAAAAACAUGUAUAGCAGAUGGUCAGUUGAAUUACAAAAAUGUAACUGAUUCCAUGGGAGAAACAUGAAAUGCAGCACAA
Molecule: messenger RNA, 2013 nt
Organism: Protopterus annectens (West African lungfish)
Lineage: Eukaryota; Metazoa; Chordata; Ceratodontiformes; Protopteridae
Gene: TEDC2
Product: tubulin epsilon and delta complex 2
Exons: 11
Coding region: 206-1876 (556 amino acids)
Source: RefSeq, a predicted model, not a curated record